Messenger RNA from Exophiala xenobiotica, 573 nucleotides. RefSeq lists its product as uncharacterized. The record is from RefSeq and is a predicted model, not a curated record. NCBI's taxonomy places the organism in Eukaryota, Fungi, Ascomycota, Eurotiomycetes, Chaetothyriales, Herpotrichiellaceae. The coding region runs from base 1 to 573 and encodes 190 amino acids. The transcript is spliced from 2 exons.
AUGGAACCGAGCAAGGUCGGCGCCGCACCACUGCUCGACCUCUCCAAUUACCCUCAGGCGCAGGCUUUCGUCGCGCGAUGCACCGAGUUUUUCGAUGAAGUCAAGGACUUGACACCAGGCGCCGCUCUCGAAGCGCGGUUGAACCGCGACUAUGGCCCCGGCAAUGCUUACUACGAAGACUUCUGUCGAUACAUCAGGGCCGGCCUGAAAGAAGGCUGGGCCGCCACUGCCGAACUCGACGGGCCCAAAUAUCGACGGUCACGAAUCGCCGCGCCGUCCGCCGACACGCACUUUAUCAGCAUCACGACAGUUUAUAUGGAAUCGCAGGAGGUGUUCAGGGGCCAGUACCAUGCGCAUCCGUACGGUGAGAUCAACUGUGUGGUUCAGAUCGACGAGACCGCCGAGUUGAAGGGCAUGCAAGGCUGGCAGGGAGCUGGAUGGACGUGUCCCGGGCCAGGGACGCACCAUUACCCGGAAGUCAGAGGAGGGGCCUUGGUCGCACUAUUCUUUCUUCCUGCUGGACGGAUCAGUUAUGCGGCGAAGCCAGACGAUGCCCAGCCACACUGUCUCUAA